AUGUUCCGAAAUCUGGCCAUUCGCGGGAUACAAGCGGCACCAAGUUUCUCAUCGUGUCGAGCUCAAGCAACGCAAGCUGAACGAUUUUCCGGUGAAAUCCCAACAGAACAAAUUGAGAAGCGAUUCACGCGCAGCUCCGGACCAGGAGGACAAAACAUUCAGAAGAGUCUCACAAAGUGCGAGAUUCGCUUCAAACUCACCAAUGCUUCAUGGAUACCCGAACAUUUGAAGGACAGCGUUGCACAACGAUUUUCUAAUCGAAUCAAUGCGGAUGGAGAAGUGGUUAUUGAUAGUGAUCGAACACGAGAACGGUCAAUGAACUUGGCGGAUUGUUUCGACAAAUUAAGAUCGACGAUUUAUGACGUUGAAGAGGAUUUGGAAAAACGAGAGGAAAGCGAAGAAGAUCGACGGGUGUUGAUGAAACGACAAGAAAUUGCCGCCCAGAAAAGACUUGAGGAAAAAAGACGAGCCGCAAAACUUCGGCAAACAAGAACGGAAAAUUUUGCUUUG
Mesorhabditis belari is the source of this 510-nucleotide messenger RNA. The record is from the annotation of a GenBank genome assembly. Lineage: Eukaryota; Metazoa; Nematoda; Chromadorea; Rhabditida; Rhabditidae.